CUCAGUCGCCCAAUCAAAACGACGCCUUUUAUUUGGGGACGAAAUUACACGGUUCGAGGGGCGCCCGAUCUGAAGGUUUUUGUUCAAAAUCGGCGAGUUCAUAGACAAUUCCUGAUUGCCCAAUCACUUCCAAAUAAAUGGGAUGAUGAAAAAGAAGCACAGCGUAACGUUGUUCGUUUGAUUGGACCACCUCAACCGCUCAUAGGCUUCAUCGAGAUUCUGAAAGAACCCUUAUUAAAACACAUCAAUAACGGAAUAAUCGAUGUCCUGAUUAGGAAACACGCGUGUCAUGAUGAGAAAACCCGUUUGAUGAUGGAAGCUCCACCUCCAUCCACAACAGAUUUCCAACCCAAUGAUCAAUCAUUUCUUUCCGCUUCAACGAGGACGAGCAUGAGCAUCCUGAAGGGACGACUCGCGCUCGCCCUUGAUGACCGGGGGAAGGCCUAA
Molecule: messenger RNA, 447 nt
Organism: Acaulospora morrowiae
Lineage: Eukaryota; Fungi; Glomeromycota; Glomeromycetes; Diversisporales; Acaulosporaceae
Source: the annotation of a GenBank genome assembly